Mugil cephalus (flathead mullet) is the source of this 1275-nucleotide messenger RNA. It is a transcript of the gene samd10a, whose product is annotated as sterile alpha motif domain containing 10a. Gene Ontology annotation, biological process: cell surface receptor protein tyrosine kinase signaling pathway. Gene Ontology annotation, molecular function: protein binding. The transcript is spliced from 5 exons. The coding region runs from base 426 to 953 and encodes 175 amino acids. NCBI's taxonomy places the organism in Eukaryota, Metazoa, Chordata, Actinopteri, Mugiliformes, Mugilidae. Gene Ontology annotation, cellular component: cytoplasmic side of plasma membrane. The record is from RefSeq and is a predicted model, not a curated record.
CAUGCAUGCUCUUGAGAAAAAGCCGCGCGUCCGAUUCCCACGACACAGAUAAAAACCGCACACCAAUACGCGCGCCGGGAACGCGCACACUCUCGCUCCCGACCGACGAGACAGCGAAGCCAGUCAGCUGCUCGGGGACAUUCCUGUCUGUCUUCAAGAACUUCACCCCAGACACCGGGGACGACGUAAGCUCCUGUUGAGGCUUUUUAUUUAUUUAUUUUUCUCACCCUCUCUCGUCAGUCUGAGUCUCUGCGCUCUUGAGAGGAUGUGGAGCGUCGCUGCUCCUUCCAGACCCGACUGAAACUUUUCUCGGUCAGGUCGCAUCGCGCAGGGGGAGAGAGGAGGACGCAGGAGCCGCAGCCUGUGUGUCGCUCGCAGGAGACUAUGGGAGGCUUUCAUUAGAUCCACUCCAGCACAAAGACAUCAUGGCUGUGGAUGCUGCAUCGAGUUUCAGUUUCUGCAGGCCAGCUGUGGAGUACAGGGCUCUGCCGGAGGACUUCAAGCACCAGCUGAGUCGACGGACAGGUGGGAACCUAACCUGGCAUGACGGGCGUGGACAGAAAACGGCGGGAGGCAGAACAGUGAAGCUGCUGCAGCAGCCGGGGACCGAGGCCCUGCAGUACCGCUCCAGUGACAGUUUUGGCAUAUACCACACGAGCCCCACACAGCCCAGCCUGAUCCGCCCUGUCGUGCUCUGGUCACAACAAGAUGUGUGCAAAUGGCUGAAGAAACAUUGUCCACACAACUACCUGACCUAUGUGGAGGCGUUCUCCCACCACGCCAUCACAGGACGUGCAUUGUUGCGUCUGAACGAGGAGAAGCUGGAGAGGAUGGGUUUAGUGCAAGAGACGCUUCGACAGGAACUGCUGCAACAGGUGCUGCAGCUGCAGGUGCAGGAGGAGGGACGUAACCUGCAGCUGCUCAGCAGAGGUUCCUUUGGAAAGAUUUCGUAGCUGCAAGACGUGGACACUGUGGAGUCAUGUGAUAUAAAAUCAUAAAAACUGAAAUGUGAAUCAAAUCUGUGGGAUGAAUCCAUCCAGCAGCAGACAUGUAGAAUAAUGUCAACUGGAGGUUGGCAGCACGAUAAACAGACAUCAUCUAAACAAACUGACUGUGAACUGUGAUGAUAAAAGCAUCGUGACAAUCUGUUUUGUCAGUUUAUUUCUCUGUUCUGUGACUAUGUUUCCUCUUGAACCGUCUCGACAACUUUCUCUGAAACUUUUUUUAAUGUCAAAAAAUCAUUCAUAUAUAAAUAAAAACUAAAUAUUACCAGAA